Candida tropicalis MYA-3404 is the source of this 762-nucleotide messenger RNA. It is a transcript of the gene WOR2, whose product is annotated as Zn(II)2Cys6 transcription factor WOR2. The record is from RefSeq and is a predicted model, not a curated record. Gene Ontology annotation, biological process: regulation of DNA-templated transcription. Bases 1 to 762 code for a protein of 253 amino acids. NCBI's taxonomy places the organism in Eukaryota, Fungi, Ascomycota, Pichiomycetes, Serinales, Debaryomycetaceae. Gene Ontology annotation, molecular function: DNA-binding transcription factor activity, RNA polymerase II-specific; zinc ion binding. The transcript has a single exon.
AUGAACUCUCCAGUUACUUCUAAUUUUUCGCAAUACUACUAUUAUCAACAACAAGGUGUUCAACCACAACCAAUACCACAUGGUGACCCAUCAUACUAUAAUCCACAACAUCAACAACUCCCACAAGGUUAUUAUUAUAUGAACCAACCACCACCACCACCACCCCAACAACAAAAUUUUCAAAAUCCACACGUUCUCAUAGGUCCUGGUCAAUCAUUACCAAUGUAUGAUGAAAACAAUGCUUUGAUAAAUAAAAGAAGAAUAAUCAAACGAAGAACAAGGACAGGUUGUUUAACUUGUAGAAAAAGAAGAAUUAAAUGUGAUGAAAGAAAACCAACUUGUUUUAAUUGUGAAAGAAGUAAAAAAGUAUGUUUAGGUUAUCAAGAUUUACUGAAUCUACAACCAAGGAAACGAAAUAGAGAUACUAGUUUAGAUUUACCUAAAGAUGAUCAAAAUGAACAACAAAUGAAACAUAUAAGAAGUAACAAUGUUAAUAAUGGUAUUGAAAGAAGAAAUUAUGAAAUGAUGAUGGUUCCUGCUGGAUAUCAAGAAAUGGUUAAUAAUAGUAAUACUAAUAAAAAUCAUUCUUCAGGAAUAUUACCUCCUAAUGGUCCUCCUCCUCCUCAUCAUCAUCCCAUUCCUAUUUCUGAUCAACAACAACAACAACAACAGCCGGUGCCAGUUCCAGUACAACAUCUAAAUCCUUGUUAUGUUACUACAAAUCCUGCUCCAAGAGUGGCAGUUUCUGAUUUACUCAAAUAA